Messenger RNA from Ustilago hordei, 1014 nucleotides. RefSeq lists its product as uncharacterized. The record is from RefSeq and is a predicted model, not a curated record. NCBI's taxonomy places the organism in Eukaryota, Fungi, Basidiomycota, Ustilaginomycetes, Ustilaginales, Ustilaginaceae. The transcript is spliced from 2 exons. Bases 1 to 1014 code for a protein of 337 amino acids.
AUGGUGUCGAAACUGGUCUUGGCCUAUCUCACUGUGUUCCUGGCCGCUGGCGUCAGCUACGCCCUUCAUGGUACUGCCGCUUUUGGUGCUGCCGCCGCAGGCUUAAAGGGGCUACACCCCGGUUUUUUAACCAGGAUAAUCCGCACCCUGGAGGUAGACAAUGGUAAAUUCCUGGCCUCCAGAUAUCCCAAUGUCCCUUCUGAGCAACGGGCCAACCUUGGGGUUAUUCCGGAAACCCUUGCUCCGUUGAUCCAAGGAGCAGAUAAAACUGGCCGACUCUUGAUCCCAGCUCCACAUCCAGGCCAUGCUCUUCUGCUGACGAAAAACGUACCUGAAUAUACGUCUUCCUUGGGCCCUGCUUUUAUUCAGAGGGCCACACGUACGGGUGACUUAGUCUUCGUCAAAGCCAAAUCCUGGACGGCAAGCAAGAACACAGUCAAAGGCAUCGGAGCGAUUACGGACUCGGAAGGCAAAGUCCACUACUUCCGUACCAUUCCCUUUAAUCCCCCUCGACCUGGACUCCAUCCAAAAAUGCGCGUAGCCACGUCGCCCAACCAUGUUACCCCUCAAAGCCUUAGUAAAUCCAAAAAGUUCUUCGGCUCUCAUCCUAUCACCCUCAAGCUUCCCAGUGGUGAACUUCAUCAUUCGAAAGACAAGGUGUUCCUCUCUCACAUCUCUCUUGUCCCGAACACUGGCCCUCAUGAGUUAGAAUUGAAGGUCUAUCCACCGGAAAUUCUGGACCAAGUGCUAAAAGGUCCACCGCAGGAGAUGGUACAGAGGAGCAAAGGAUGGUCGCGACCGUUGGUAGAGUGGUCAGAAACGCCCAAUUGGUCAAGGAAGGAACGUAAAGCGGCUAAGAUGAUGGAGGCUAAGCCUUCGUCACCGAGAUGGUUCCAGAAGUUGAAGGCGCCUUUCUCGCGAUCGAAUCCGGACAGUAGGUCGCUGAGAGGUUCUGAUGAGGGCUUGAGCAAUAGUGGCAGUAGUCCGAGUGGUGCUUUGGUUCGCUCUGCUUGA